Molecule: messenger RNA, 1110 nt
Organism: Mycosarcoma maydis (corn smut)
Lineage: Eukaryota; Fungi; Basidiomycota; Ustilaginomycetes; Ustilaginales
Product: ubiquinone biosynthesis protein COQ4
Exons: 2
Coding region: 1-1110 (369 amino acids)
Biological process (GO): ubiquinone biosynthetic process
Cellular component (GO): mitochondrial inner membrane; mitochondrion
Source: RefSeq, a predicted model, not a curated record
AUGACGUCCAUCCUCGGUUCUGCUAGGCCGCUCAUCCAGGUUGGGCCAAAAAGUCGAAACGCAAGCACUUCCAUGUCGAGGUUGCCAUCCUUUCCAACUACCCGGCCUUGUCGACGCGCGCCUUGCUCUUCAAGUUCCUAUGCGACCAUCUCUCCAACUGCACCUCGCAGCUCCCAAAGGAACCCGACGAACGCAUCGCGGCAUCCGAGAAUCGAUGAGGUAGACCACAUUCCUACGUCUGCUUUGGGCCGAGUCCUUCUCACCGCCGGCAGUGCGCUUGGUCUGUUGAACAACCCCUCUCGCGGUGAUCUGCUGUCAAUGCUCACCCAGGUCUCUUCAGGUCCAUCACUGGCUCAUCUGCUUGAAUCCAUGCGGUCGACAGAAUCAGGACGCAGACUGCUCAUCGAACGACCUUCGGUCAACUCAGAAACGGUCGAUGUUGACUACCUCGCAAGCCUCGAGCGCGGAAAAUUUGGGCGCGAAUGGAUCGAAUGGCUCAAAGACAAUGGUGUCGGCCCCGACGGUCGCGCCGAAGCCGACUACAUGACAACUCUGGAGCACAAGUACCUCAUCCAGCGCUAUCGUGAAUCCCACGACUUUUACCACUUGCUGCUACGCAUGCCUGUCACACAGCUCGGAGAGACAGUGGUCAAGUACUUUGAGCUGGCACAGAUGAACAUGCCUGUCGCCGGCUUUGCAGCCGCAGGUGGCACGCUACGCAUCCUUGCUUCCUCACUCUCGGCCUUGCCCAAGCCGUCCCAGCUGAUCUCUGCAGCUCUUAACCGGUCUCCAGCACCCGAGACCGCACAUCAACCACCCUCCUCUGCCGAUCUCUCGGCGCUUCAGACGUUAAUCCCUUGGGCCAUGCAGGUGGGUAGCUCUUCGGUGCCACUCAUCUCGAUUGAAUGGGAGAGGUGUUGGGAAAGAGACAUUGAAGAAAUGCGUCGCGAGUUCCGCAUCACCUCACCACCAAUUCAGGUCGCCAAAUUUUCAGGCCGCGCCAAGAAGGGUGGAAAAAGGCGAGGAUGGCCCUCGAAGAUUUUGGAGCAUCAGAAGGCUCAGCACCAGCAGCAGCAGCAGCAGCAGAAGGUGGAUGAGAGCCGAAAUUAA